AUGUGGAUGGGCAAGAUCGGCAACAAAUCUGCUGCUUUCAUCAAGCACAAACACUUUCAUCCAGGCACUUAUCAGAAUAUGGAAAAGGUCUGGCUUGCUGAGGAGAAGCAGAAGGCGGAACUGAAGCGGCAGAAGGAGCUGAAGGAGAAGCGCGAGGAGGAGCUGAAGACUCUGGAGAUUAAGCGUCAGAUUCGGGAGCAGGAGGAGCUGAAGCGCAUGGAGAUGAUUCUCGAGGAGAAGAAGAAGCGGUACAAGGUCGACCACCGGCUCGUCGAGGACGGCCAGUCCGGCCUCAUCCUGACGCAGCCCUCGGACUCCGCCGCGGGCUCUCUUACCAAGUCGCCCUCCAAGGACGACAGGAAACUCGUGAUUCGAUCGCAAUACCGCGAGGAUGUGUUCCGCAACGGCCACACCUCCGUCUUCGGCAGCUACUACGACCGCGAAACUAAGCUUUGGGGCUACAAGUGCUGCAAGUUGACCAGCAAGGACGCUCGGUGCUCCAGCGUAAAGCUAAAAUACAAGCGCAGGACGAGCACUGAGUCCGAGGAGUCUUCCGCUCGCCUCUCCAAGAGGCCCAGGCCCUCUUCUCUCGGCCUCAGUGACUCUCUCAAGCUUCUCAAGAGCAUGGACGCUCUCGAGUGA
Messenger RNA from Theileria orientalis strain Shintoku, 642 nucleotides. Its product is annotated as step II splicing factor. Bases 1 to 642 code for a protein of 213 amino acids. Gene Ontology annotation, molecular function: pre-mRNA 3'-splice site binding. The transcript is spliced from 2 exons. The record is from RefSeq and is a predicted model, not a curated record. Gene Ontology annotation, biological process: mRNA splicing, via spliceosome. Lineage: Eukaryota; Apicomplexa; Aconoidasida; Piroplasmida; Theileriidae. Gene Ontology annotation, cellular component: spliceosomal complex.